UAGGGUUUCCGGAAAUUAACGGGGCCUUGCCACCGCUUUUUUGUGAAAGUACCACCAUGCCCCCGCUUUGUCAAAAAUAAAACUACUAUAUUAUGACGAACAUGCCCUUUUGUCAGCUCAUCGUGGGAUUAUUGCUAUCUAUUAUGACAAAAUAUUUUGCCAUUUAAACAAUUCAGGAAGGCAUAAUAUGACAAAAGCUACUAUGACGAUAUAAUAUGUCACUUUUGUGUUCUUACAUCCCGAUGUGGGAUGUCUAUUUUAUGGGUUCGAACGACGAAUCAUCCACCAAAACUGUCAAGUCGAGCGCUGAUCAAUCGAAGCUCAAGUCGGUGAUCGACGAUGGACAAAGUGGACUGCCGUCGCAUCUCAUCCUGCACCAGUCCGAGAGUCCCAACAAUCUGUUUGUUGGAGAGCUGCUCAUGGACGUUAAUUACGGCGAAUGGGUGGUGGACAUCACCGAUUCGCUGGUUGCUAAGAACAAGAUUUGCUUUGUAGAUGGCACUCUUCCGGAGGCUACGAAUUCAGCUGAGAGAGAUGCUUUGAGGCGUUGCAAUGCCAUGGUUAAAGGCUGGUUGAAGACAAUCAUCUCAAAGGAGGUUCGAAAUAGCGUGCGCUUUGCUCAUACAGCUCGAGAGAUUUGGGUGGACUUGCAGUCGCGUUUUAGCCAAGGAAGCUCGUCUCGACUUUAUGAUCUGAAGCGAAAAAUCAACAGUCUUCGGCAAGAGAAGAUGUCAGUGUCGGCUUUUUAUACUCAAUUGCGCGGGUACUGGAAUGAAGUCCACGAGAUUAUGCCUUCUCUUGACUGCACUUAUUUACUUUCGCAAUUCCUCCUACAUUCGCAAACUCGUCUUCCUUAACUACUUUCAACUAGUCAUUAUUGAUCAUUAAUUAAUUUCUCUAUAAUUAACUAGCGUAUUGUAU
Molecule: messenger RNA, 921 nt
Organism: Linum trigynum
Lineage: Eukaryota; Viridiplantae; Streptophyta; Magnoliopsida; Malpighiales; Linaceae
Source: the annotation of a GenBank genome assembly